AUGACUCUCAGCAAUUCGAAUCCACGACAUCUACCUUGUGCUCUGCUGCGCAGUCAGGGAAUCCGCUGUGUAGUCUGGUUCGAGGAUGCUAUCGCCCACUAUGGAGUCCCGACGGCUGUAUUCGACUUAGCGGAUGGACUUUCAUGCAACGAGAACAAAAGAUUGGAAACGCCCUGCAUGCAGUAUGCGCUGUCCCCACCUACACAAAACUCGAUACGACGAGCAGGGGAGCUUCCGGGGCCUACGACCACCGUUCUCCUUCGCGCUGAGGAUUGGAAUUUCGACCUCGAACAGCAUUGCUCUCCUGAUACUGUGAUCCCUCCGCUAGCGCCGCUACUAGACGCUCUGAUCGAUAGUUGGUUAGACAGUCCUGACGACAACCUCAUGCUCCGAAUGCACCUCGGCUGCAUGAUCGCUUAUCUCUAUGGUUAUGCACCCGAGCUGCAACAAGAGACAUUUGCAGCACAACUGAAAAAGGAGCAUCGCCAGUAUCAUUAUGAUGUUCGUUCAGAGAUGACGACCGGAACUGCACCAUUCUUAAAUCGUCAACGUCAAGUUCGAGAAGAAUCAAGGAAAGCUCAGCAGUCAAUCCCUAAGAGAGAUCAGGCAUGA
Molecule: messenger RNA, 612 nt
Organism: Rhinocladiella mackenziei CBS 650.93
Lineage: Eukaryota; Fungi; Ascomycota; Eurotiomycetes; Chaetothyriales; Herpotrichiellaceae
Exons: 2
Coding region: 1-612 (203 amino acids)
Source: RefSeq, a predicted model, not a curated record